GUUGGGCCAGAAGUGUCGGAGGCUCAGGCACUCUGCUCCCAGCCCGCCACCUCACCAUGGCCACGAAGGUAGUCAGUAGGCCCGGGGGGCUCCCCAGCAGUGGCUCCAACCUGGGCGCCGCCCGAGAGCAAGUGCAGGCGGUCACCCGAAACUACAUCACCCACCCCCGCGUCACCUACAGGACCGUGUGCAGCGUCAAUGGGCCCUUGGUGGUGCUGGACCAGGUCAAGUUUGCCCAGUAUGCAGAGAUCGUCAACUUCACUCUUCCCAAUGGGACUCAGAGGAGCGGGCAGGUGCUUGAGGUGGCUGGGACCAAGGCAAUUGUUCAGGUGUUUGAAGGGACCUCUGGGAUCGAUGCCCAGAAGACCACCUGCGAAUUCACAGGGGACAUCCUACGGACUCCGGUGUCGGAGGACAUGCUGGGUCGGGUUUUCAAUGGCUCUGGCAAACCCAUUGACAAGGGGCCAGUGGUCAUGGCAGAGGACUUCCUGGAUAUCAAUGGCCAGCCCAUCAACCCCCACGACCGCAUCUACCCUGAGGAGAUGAUUCAGACGGGCAUCUCGCCCAUCGACGUCAUGAACAGCAUUGCCCGGGGUCAGAAGAUCCCCAUCUUCUCAGCAGCUGGGCUCCCCCACAACGAGAUUGCCGCCCAGAUCUGCCGCCAGGCUGGGCUGGUGAAGAAGUCCAAGGCCGUGCUGGACUAUCACGACGAUAACUUUGCCAUUGUGUUUGCAGCCAUGGGGGUGAACAUGGAGACAGCCAGGUUCUUCAAGUCCGACUUUGAGCAGAAUGGUACCAUGGGCAAUGUCUGCCUCUUCCUGAACUUGGCCAACGACCCCACGAUCGAGCGGAUCAUCACCCCACGCCUGGCACUGACCACGGCUGAGUUCCUCGCCUACCAGUGUGAGAAGCACGUGCUCGUCAUACUGACAGACAUGAGCUCCUACGCAGAGGCCUUGCGGGAGGUCUCAGCUGCCAGAGAGGAGGUGCCCGGGCGCCGAGGCUUCCCCGGGUACAUGUACACAGACCUGGCCACCAUCUAUGAGCGGGCAGGCCGCGUGGAGGGCCGGGGCGGAUCCAUCACUCAGAUCCCCAUUCUCACCAUGCCCAAUGACGAUAUCACCCACCCAAUCCCAGACCUGACGGGCUUCAUCACAGAGGGACAGAUAUACGUGGACAGGCAGCUUCAUAACAGACAGAUCUACCCCCCCAUCAAUGUCCUCCCUUCCCUGUCGCGGCUGAUGAAGUCCGCCAUUGGGGAGGGCAUGACGAGAAAGGACCAUGGAGAUGUCUCCAACCAGCUGUAUGCCUGCUACGCCAUCGGGAAGGACGUACAGGCCAUGAAGGCAGUGGUAGGGGAGGAGGCGCUCACUUCCGAGGACCUGCUCUACCUGGAAUUCCUGCAGAAGUUUGAGAAGAACUUCAUCAACCAGGGCCCCUACGAGAAACGCUCGGUGUUCGAGUCUUUGGACCUGGGAUGGAAGCUGUUGCGCAUUUUCCCCAAGGAGAUGCUGAAGCGCAUCCCGCAGAAUAUCAUCGACGAAUUCUACUCCCGCGAGGGGGCGCCGCAGGACCCCGAGCCUGAUACAGCGCUUUAGCCCCGCCCUCAGCCUGGCCCCGGAGCACGGUCCAGCGACCGCCCGUGUCCGGCGCCCGAGUCUGCACACCUCGCCCCAUCCUCGUGGUCCACGCACCUUCACUAGCUGCUGGUGGCAACCCUCAGCACACCACCGGCUGUGGGGGGCUUCUACGCUCCAGUCCUCUCCCUGGACUCCCCGAAUUGGGAAACAGAAGGUGGUUAAGCCUAUAUUUUCUGUCUUGUUCUGAUACGGGCGUUUGUAUUUUAAAAGUACCUCCGCCCCGCCCCUCCUCGCCCCCGCAAGAAUUUAUCAUCUGUGAAAACAAGAUUGGCAAAACGUUGAUAAUUGUUGGAGCUGAUGGGAACAUAAGGUUCAUUAAACUAUUCUCUCCACCUUAAAAAAAAAAAGCCACAUGAAUGUC
This is a messenger RNA of Hippopotamus amphibius kiboko, 2001 nucleotides long. It is a transcript of the gene ATP6V1B1, whose product is annotated as ATPase H+ transporting V1 subunit B1. Bases 57 to 1598 code for a protein of 513 amino acids. The record is from RefSeq and is a predicted model, not a curated record. Gene Ontology annotation, biological process: proton transmembrane transport; ATP metabolic process. Gene Ontology annotation, cellular component: proton-transporting V-type ATPase, V1 domain. The transcript is spliced from 14 exons. Lineage: Eukaryota; Metazoa; Chordata; Mammalia; Artiodactyla; Hippopotamidae. Gene Ontology annotation, molecular function: proton-transporting ATPase activity, rotational mechanism; ATP binding.